Molecule: messenger RNA, 3366 nt
Organism: Schistocerca americana (American grasshopper)
Lineage: Eukaryota; Metazoa; Arthropoda; Insecta; Orthoptera; Acrididae
Product: XK-related protein 4-like
Exons: 6
Coding region: 13-1272 (419 amino acids)
Biological process (GO): phosphatidylserine exposure on apoptotic cell surface; engulfment of apoptotic cell; apoptotic process involved in development
Cellular component (GO): plasma membrane
Source: RefSeq, a predicted model, not a curated record
GGGUACCAUAAAAUGGCGGAAUGUGUUGUUGUGAAGUUUGGCGGGGAUAGAGGUGUUAGUUACGGUGACGAUGGUAACAGUAAUUUGCAAGAUGAAAUGCACAACAGUACAUCAUACCAGACAUUCGGGAUUUACCACGCUGUGUGUAUUGCGUUGUCAAUCGUGACUUACGUCGUUGACGUUGUACUUCAUUGCUGGUUGGCAUACUUUUAUUUAACUCAAGGACAUGGGGCGUAUUUUGCGUAUUUCGGUUUAACAGUAACAUUUUUAGUGGUGCCAGCACUUAUUUCAACCGCGUUCAGCAUGCGAUGGUACAUAAAUGAUGUGGAUGAACCAUCAUUGCCUAAACCACCACUGUGGAAAUGGGUGGUGAGGAUAAUAAUGCUGCUUCUACAGUUAGCUCCACUACUUAGGUAUUUUGACACAUUGUCAUAUGGAUGCCGGAGUGUGAUUGCUGGGAAGUUGGGAAAUGGGAUCAGACAGCAAAAAUUGUACAGAAUAAUGCUAGAUGAAGACUCUGAUGCUUCCUUGUUAAGACUGUUCCACUGUUUCCUUCAUUCUUUUCCACAAGCAGUACUUCAGCUUAUGAUUCUGCUUUCGGCUGUAAACAUCCAAGAAACGAGCCCAGUUCAAGGUCUCCAGUCUUGGGCUGUUGCGUGCUCUUUAAUAUCUAUUGCCUGGUCACUCACCUCUUACCAUCGAUCUGUAAGGUUUGCCAGAGAUGAUAAAGAAAAAUUGGCAUGGCAAGGAGCUGUGAUGCAGUUUUGCUGGCAUCUGUUGAGUGCAGUGUCACGUGUUCUGGCUUUGAGUCUACUGGCUGCGCUCUAUCCUGCCUGGAUGGGGAUGGUCUGCCUGGCUCACUGGAUGGUGAUGUCAGCGUGGCUGGCUCUGAGCCACCAACCUACUGCAGUCUGUACCAGCCGCUGCGAGGAGUUGCUCUUUAGUGCUGCUCUGGGAUUUGCAUAUAUUUUGACUUUUGUGGCCCCACGUGAUGGACCGACUAGAUAUUCGUACCUUGCAUAUUACUUGGUGUUCUUUAUGGAAAACACUGGUGCUCUUGUUGUGUGGUGUGUUUCAAGCAACUCCGCACAAAAUCCUAUCCUGUACUAUGGAGCCGUUGUUGUCCAGACAACAGCUUUUCUUCUUGCCAUUUUUUUUAUGCUUACGUAUUAUCGACACUUCCAUCCAAGUGGAACUACUAUCAGGCUCAGCAAAAGCAUUGCUAUUACGGAUCCGGGAACAGAGCUGAAACGUCGGACUACGAACCAAUGAAAAGUUAACAGUUGGUGUUUACCUUGUUAUGUGAUCUGAAGCUAUGUCGCGAAAAUACAGUAUUUAUGUAUAUAAGAUUAACAGAUAUAUAUGUAUACAUAUAUGUAUAUUUUAAAUAUUUGAAUUCUCAAAGUGGAUUGAUAAUUUUGAUAUGGUGAGUUGAAGCACAAUUCAUGUCUGACUGCAACAAAAUUAAGGUUUACAGUUCCUUGUAAAUUAUGAAAAUAAUUGCUUUUGCAUAACCACAUGGAAGCAUUCAUUUUUUAAUACAAAGUAUUGCCUUUUAUGUUCUGCAGUUCUUUGAAGAUAUGAAACAGUGUUAUAUACUUUCAUUUUUCUAACUGAAAUGUAAUCUUUUUCUCAGCUUUUCAAUACUUAUUUUUAGAGGAUCUUUUUCUUUAUUUUUGUAAGCUUUUUUAUAGGUGAGGAUAUAGUUAAAAUUUUAUAUUAACUUCUGCUCCUUGGAAAGAUUACAAGACUAAAUCAUGGGUGUUUCUAAAAUUAAAUUUGUAUAAACUGUCUUUGAAAAUGCUCUAUGUAGGGGUUUCAUGUCUCAGACACCAAACAUGUGGUAAAGAAAACUUCCAUACUGUAGAGUCUGCCAUGUCAUGCAGGUAUACUGUGGUUAAAGAACAAUAAUUUUCCGGUUACCUCGUUAAAGUACCACUCUUCAACUUGCCAGCUACAUUAGGAAAUGAGAUUGUUGUUCUGUAUAAUCUUACAUUAACACUGUGGUUUCCGUGCCUGAACUUGAUACUGUAUAGUGGUUAUCAGGUGAACAUCAGUAUUACUUCAAAUUUGUAUGUAACUGUGUUACAUAAGCCGUAGAUCUGUUAUUUUUCUGACUCACAUGUUUGUGUGUAAGAAAUGUCUUGUACUGUACAGGUCGUCUCCAUAUAUUUUGUGGCAUGUUACUUGCAUUUAUAUUGCUUUACUGUAGGUGUUUGUAACAAGUGUUUUGUGCUGUCUUUUGAUAAUAUUUGGUGUAUAUGGAUGUACAGUCUUUCUGAAUGCAGACCUCUGCAGCUCUUUGUAUCUAAAAUUGUGAUAAGAUUUCUUAAAAAUUGGUUUUUAUAUGCACUUGUCUAGAAUUGCUUUUGAAUGAUUCUCAACCAAAACAUUAUAUGGAACAGAAACAAUAUAUUUUUUAAUGGCAUGAGUUGUCUUGAAAGAGUGCACAAUGUACUAAUGUCAUAGCUCAGGUUCAUCUGAAUCAAUUUUAUCCACUAUAAGCGAAUGUAGAAAAAGAAAGGAUUAAGGUGGGGUAUUUGUAGUGUGGUGACACGUUAAUUUUUCUUGGGCUUCAAGUCUUCUAAAAUUAUGUCAUCCUUUUGUGUACUGGUAGCCCCCUACCUACUUUAACAUUGGAGGUCCAACCUCCUUUAACUUACUUCAUUUCUGUGCUGAAGGAUCCUGUAGUUCUGUAAGCUAGGAGUGCUGUGUGUAUUUGUAGAUAUUUUUAUGAGAGUUAGUGGAAGUUGUGCUUCUUGAAGGCCAGUACUGGCCAGCCCAUCUAUCUUCAUGAAUUUAACAAAUUUCGUUACACAGAAUGUGGCAGAAGAUACACAAUGCCAUAAUUUGUCUCUUUUUCUUCUUUUUGCAGAUACACUUCAGAAAAAUCAAUAUAGCUGUAUGCCACUGUAAAGAUGGUAUUGCUGUAAUUUUAAGAUAGUGACUGUGACUUAAAGCUACUAAACUACGGUUCACCUAUUCACUUUACUUUGACCAGUGACUUGUCGUAUCACUUCAUUAGCUCCUAAUCAAUGUGCGUUGUUCAUUUCGUAACCCUAUUAACAUGGUGGUUGCCUUAUAUUUUCUUUCUCCCCAUUUAUAACCAUUACAUUACAAAUAGUCUGAAUCACAUGUGCAUUCAGUGACCUGUUGUUGUGAUAAGGAAUAUGUUAACUGCAAAUUUUCCUACAGUUUUGAUUGUAAGAUGGCAAAGUAACGUGGAUUGUAAUACCUGGUUGGUUUAAAAAGUUCGCGUUUAACAAAUAAUGUGUGCUUAUGUGAGAAGAAUCAGCUUCAUUGAAAAAUUAAUUAAAAAAGAGAGUUUUUUUCCACCAAUGUCAAAUGCACAGUGAUGUUAUUAGU